ACAAAAAUACAACCCUGUGAACUACUGCAGCCAACUUCCGAACGAAUGAAAAACGAGCGAGUAAAGGAAAUUACUGUUCAGUGGGUCUAUUUUACUUCCUUUUCUGUCAAAAUAAUUGACCAAGAUGAUUGGCUCCAAGAUUAUUAAGCCUGGUGGUGCUGAGCCCGAUGAUUUUGAGAAAUCCAUUGCUCAAGCUCUCUUGGAGUUGGAGGCCAACAGUGACCUCAAGCCCUACUUGAGAGAUUUGCACAUUACACGUGCCCGUGAAAUUGAAUUCGGCAACAAGAAGGCUGUCAUCAUCUAUGUGCCCAUUCCCCAACAAAAGACCUUCCAAAAGAUUCAAAUCAUUUUGGUUCGUGAAUUGGAGAAGAAAUUCUCUGGCAAACAUGUCGUUGUUGUUGGCGAACGUAAAAUUUUGCCCAAACCCACCCGCAAGGCCAGAAACCCCUUGAAACAAAAGCGUCCACGUUCCCGCACCUUGACCGCUGUCUACGAUGCCAUCUUGGAAGAUUUAGUCUUCCCUGCUGAAAUCGUUGGCAAGCGUAUCCGCGUCAAGUUGGAUGGUUCUCAAUUGAUCAAGGUUCAUUUGGACAAGAAUCAACAAACCACCAUUGAACACAAAGUGGACACCUUCACCUCGGUCUACAAGAAACUUACCGGUCGUGAUGUCACUUUUGAAUUCCCCGAUAACUAUUUGACCAUGUAAAUUGUGAAAAAUAAAUGUUAUUUUUUAUAUAGUGAAAAUGUUGUUCAACACUA
Molecule: messenger RNA, 759 nt
Organism: Lucilia cuprina (Australian sheep blowfly)
Lineage: Eukaryota; Metazoa; Arthropoda; Insecta; Diptera; Calliphoridae
Gene: RpS7
Product: 40S ribosomal protein S7
Exons: 4
Coding region: 125-706 (193 amino acids)
Biological process (GO): rRNA processing; translation; ribosomal small subunit biogenesis
Cellular component (GO): cytosolic small ribosomal subunit; small-subunit processome; ribosome
Molecular function (GO): structural constituent of ribosome
Source: RefSeq, a predicted model, not a curated record